AUGUUGAUCAGAUUAAUGUUCCUAAUGUAUUUUUCUUUCUCCAAUUUUUAUGCUGAUCCAGCCCCUGUUGCCAGUUCACUGUGUGUACAAUAUACCCAUCGGACAGUUGUGAUCACUGGAGGACUUCUGGCUUUCUCAGGAAUGGCAUUGGGAUUUUUUGGACUCAACAUGGUCUGGAUGUAUGCAACAACUGGCUUCCUACAGGGUCUCGGCAUUUCUUUUUCGUGGACACCAGCCAUUAGCAUUGUUAGCCACUAUUUCUCCAAGAAAAGGGCUUUGGCCAAUGCUAUUGCCAGUGCUGGAGAAUGUGCCUUUGCAUUUGUGUUUGGGCCAUUUUUCCAGUGGUUGAUUAGUCAAUAUGGAUGGAAAGGUGCACUCUUGAUCAUAGGUGGCAUCCAACUGAAUAUUUGUGUUUGUGGAGUACUGAUGCGACCCCUGGAAAGCAGCUGCCUCCUUGAGGCCAGCCAUUAUGGAACUGAAACACCACCUGGCAAUGGUGCAUCUGGGAGAGACAAUGAAGAUAAGUCUCCCACCAUGCACAAAACCUUAAACUGGAUGCUUGUGAAGCGACCAGAAUUUGUACUUUAUGCCAUUUUUGGUAUAUUAGCUGCUAUGAGCUUUUUUGUUCCUCCGUUAUUUUUAGUUCCACUUAGCUAUAGCCUGGGAAUAGACGAAUCAUGGACUGCAUCCCUCCUAUCCAUUUUGGCUAUGGUGGACUUUGGAGGCAGAUUGCUGUGUGGCUGGUAUGCCAACCUCCAUGUUACCAAAACCAUUCAUUUGUUGGCGAUGACGAUUACAUUGAUCAGUACUUCCCUGAUGCUGUUGCCACUGGCUAACAAUUACCUUUCCUUGGCAAUAUUCACUGGCUUCUACGGAUUCUUCUUUGGUACAACAGUUGCCAUUCACAUUACAGUGCUGGCAGAUGUUGUUGGCAUGCCAGAAUUUGACAGCGCUCUAGGGCUUUUCAUGCUCAUUCGAAGUACUGGAGGUUUUGUGGGGCCUCCUCUUGCAGGUCUGAUUGUGGACAUGGCUGGAGAUUACAGAGCAAGCUUCUACAUGGCAGGAGCCAUUCUCGUCCUAUCAGCUGGAUUUUUAAUUAUUUUAGAUCUACUCCAACAGAGAAAAAAAAGAGGAAGCAAGAUCAGAACUAAGCCAGAAAAGUUAACAUUACCCUACCCUUCCCUCCAUACCCUGAAACAUCAAACCAGAAGGUACUGAGAGCACAAUGUACUGGUGUGA
Molecule: messenger RNA, 1239 nt
Organism: Pseudopodoces humilis (Tibetan ground-tit)
Lineage: Eukaryota; Metazoa; Chordata; Aves; Passeriformes; Paridae
Product: monocarboxylate transporter 13-like
Biological process (GO): transmembrane transport; monocarboxylic acid transport
Molecular function (GO): monocarboxylic acid transmembrane transporter activity
Source: RefSeq, a predicted model, not a curated record